CGGAGACUUGCAAUACGUCACCUCGUGAUGGUCUUAGAUUUGUAGCCUUCGCCACCUCAGCCGACGCAGUUGCUCUUGGGGACACAAGAAGCGCGGCCCUCUGCGGCCGUUUUUCGCCGGGCGAUGACCGCCAGCGCCAACGCCAUCGCUGCCGCUGCCGUGGCCCAGAUCCGGGCAACCCCGGUGGAGGCCUUGGCCCAGCGGCCGCCGGAGAAAGGCUACCCGGCUGCCUCCAUCAGCGAGGCAGAGCGGGCGGUGUUGAACUCUCCCUACGCGCUGGGCUACUUGGGCGCGGGCGAGCUGGAGGAGGAAGAGGGUGCCGAGAUUGACUACGGGGAAUACGCGCUGUCGGAGGGCGAAGCCUUCGAGGAUGAGAUCAUCCGGCCCAAGCCCAGGAAGGACCAAGUCACUGAGUAUGUGGUGGACAACACGGAGCUUCAGGCGGACGCCCCGGGGGUCGCCUUCCGCUUCAGCUGCGUCUUGGAGGACCGCGACGAGCGCCGGCCCGUGGCGCUGUGGGGCAGCAUCGUCGCGGGGGAGGAGGCCGAAGGCUGGGUGCGUGUGGGCGACCGCUUCCUGCCCCACGAGGUGAAUGGGAAGACGGUGCUGGUGCCGCGCGGGCCAUCUAAGUUCCGAGCCGAAGGGCGACUGGAAGAUUUGGAUGAUGAGGAAGCGGAGGAGGAGGGUGCAGACUCAGUGCCAUGGAGAGAUCAGAAGGAGCCAGGCUCAGCUCGGAAGCCCCGGGAGACGCCGGAGCAACGCCGGCAGCGGGUGCUGAGGGAGGAGGAGGAACGCGUCAGGGACAAGGAGCACGAGGAGCAGGAGAGGCGGAGCAAGGAGCUGCUGCGGAAGCACCGGCAGCUGCUGCAGCAGGGCUCCAGCCACUACACCGCGCUCUCGGUGCACCGCACGGCCUCUUUGGAGGAGAUCCACGAGGCGUACCGGAAGCUGUGCAAAGUCUUCCACCCCGACAGGGCGGAUGAGAAAAACGAGCGGGCGGCGCGACACCGCAUCAUGGCCCAACUGACGGAGGCUUAUGGGGUCCUGUCGUGUCCCACCAAGCGCUGGGCCUACGACCGCAGUCUGCCGGGCGAGAUGGAGGAGCCGGCGCCGGGACCCGUCGCGUUGGAGCGCGGAAGCGUGGACGACGGCCAGGACGGGGACUUCGACUUCUCGGGGGACGGCCGGCCGUUCCGCUUCUGCAAAGGCAAGGCGGCCCGGGUGGCAAAGGCCUGUGGCAGCCGGGAGGGGGUGCGCUUGGUGAUGCAUCAGCUGCUGGGGAAGGAGCCCAUGGAGCUGGCGGAGUGUGGCGGUGUGGUGCGCCACGUCGGGCCCAUGUCGCCUUUGGGCGGCCUCGGGGAGUGCGGAUCUGCCAACUGCCUGGCGCAUCGCCUGCGGAGCCCCGAGCUGCGCAACGGCUUCCGAGACUUCGUGGUGUCCAAGGUGAGGGCGGCGCUGCGGACCAAGAGCCGCUGGUGGGGCCCGGAGGGCUUGCACUACGCAUCCCUGGGCAGCGGCGAGCUGUUGUUCGACUUGGAGCUUUUAGAGCGGCUCCGCGAGGAAGGCGUGCGCAUCGCCAAGAUCUGCUUGAUCGACCGCGCCUAUGGGGCCCCCAGCCUCGCCACACGACGCGCGCUCCGGGAGUUCGCGGAUUGGCAGCGGGCGAGCGCUCAGCUAAGAAGACUGCUGCCAGCCGAGAUCUUCGUUUUUGGGCGCCUGGCAGAUUACUUCGAGGCUGCGGAGAAGGGCUGCGCCAGUGACUGCCACGUCUUCGUGCACUGCGAUGCGCACUGGGAGGGCUGCGCCGGGGAUUGCAACCGCCUCGCCAGCCGCGCCUUGUGCAAGAACGGUCUUCUCGCCAGGCUGGCCGAGAGCACUGAGUCUUUGGACGCAGACCUCCCCAAGGGCGCGCUGGUGGCGCCCUUCCGCGGCGACGAGCCCUUCUCCACGGGAGCCGCGGAAAGCGACGCGAGUGUGGCGCAGCAGGGUGGCCUCCAUGUGGGCGAGCCAUUCUUCUCGGCCGCCUGGAUCUUGGCCUCGUGGCCCGCGGAGUGCUUCAAGCCCCCGUCCCUGCAGCGCGUGGAGCACCCGCUGCUCAGCAGGCCGGAGGACUCCUCGAGGCUGCGGCUCUUGGCCCGUGACCUGCGGCUGGAGGUGUGGCGGGUCACCUGCAAGCCCCGGAUCCCGGUGCGCGCGGCGCCGGCGGCCUCCGCGGAGAUCGUGGAGGUCUUCUACGCGAACGACGAGGUGCUGGUGGCGGAGGUGAAGGCGCCAUGGCUCAAAGUCGCCAAGGAGCACUGGCAGACCGACGCCCCCGAGGCGGCUUGGGUUCUCCAAGACGGCUCAGCCUUCGGCCUGGGCCCGCUUUUGGAGAGGAUCUAGCGCGGGGG
Effrenium voratum is the source of this 2390-nucleotide messenger RNA. NCBI's taxonomy places the organism in Eukaryota, Dinophyceae, Suessiales, Symbiodiniaceae. The record is from the annotation of a GenBank genome assembly.